GAGAACCAGAAGUGCAUAGAGUACGUCUCAAUAAAGGGUUCUACAACCAACAAACACGCGUUGGCUGCGCGCGAAUCCCCGACGGUGAAGUCGGGUCUGAAUAAAUCUACCGCAUUCGGCGUCCAAUACAUUUCUGGUCAAUUUGAAGCCAUAGAAGAGAGUACUUUCCGGCGUGGUGACUUUAUAUGCUUUUCAUCGCGACAAGACAGUAAAAAAUUUGCCAGCUCGAAUGAAACAGCAGCUAUUUCUGACUGA
Messenger RNA from Protopolystoma xenopodis, 255 nucleotides. Lineage: Eukaryota; Metazoa; Platyhelminthes; Monogenea; Polystomatidea; Polystomatidae. The record is from the annotation of a GenBank genome assembly.